Messenger RNA from Tuber aestivum (summer truffle), 2510 nucleotides. The record is from the annotation of a GenBank genome assembly. NCBI's taxonomy places the organism in Eukaryota, Fungi, Ascomycota, Pezizomycetes, Pezizales, Tuberaceae.
UAGACUAUUGCUCCUCUGGUGCCCCCGCCCCCACAAACCCUAGAUUUUGAACGCACGAGACCUUCUCGCCAUGGUCAUCCCCACUUCCAGAUAACGGAAUAGCUUCUUUCAGAUACUGCCCCCUCCGGUGCCGACAUUCGAUACUCCUUUGCGGCCACUUUCAGGAGUUCUCGUCAACCUCAGUCCACUACCGGCAUGCACGCUGGAACCGAAGGCCUCGAUCCCGGGGGAAGUGGGACCUCGAAACUGAGUACCUAUAGCCUUACCUUCGUAACAGGACAGCCUGCCCAGCAGAUGAGCUAACAAUGGCUCCCGGUGAAUAGGUCGGGCUGCGAUUACCGUUGCUGGCACAGCUUCUCUUGUAGCUACAUUGCUAUCUUGCUUGUAAUCCUCCUGACCCUUAAAACAGUUAUAGACAAGACUAAUUAUUCCGCCCGCAAUUUGCCUUGGAUAGCUCAAUAUGGCUUCAGCUGUACAGUAGCCAUUACCCUGCUGUUCCUACUCCCCAGCUAACCAUCACUAUAGGAAAAACUACCGGAAGCCCCUCCUACAGCGUUACGUCGUGCGUGUUCUUCUCAUGGUCCCGAUCUACGCUAUAUCCUCCUGGGUAUCACUUAUUUCACUCAAGGUCGCUUUCUUUGUUGACCCAAUCCGUGACGUAUACGAGGCUUUUACGAUCUACACCUUCUUCCAGCUACUCAUCAAUUUCUUGGGCGGGGAGCGAUCGCUGAUCAUCAUGAUGCAUGGGCGAGCACCGAUAGAACAUCUUUGGCCAAUGAACUAUAUCUUGCCCAAGGUCGAUAUCAGUGACCCGCAUACCUUUCUGGCAGUGAAACGGGGUAUUUUGCAGUAUGCCUGGAUGAAACCUGUCCUCGCGCUCGCCUCCAUCGUCAUGAAGGCGACAGGGACAUAUCAGGAGGGCUACGUAGGCCUCAAAAGUGGCUACUUUUGGAGCGGAAUCAUUUAUAAUCUGUCCGUUACUCUCAGUCUUUACUCGUUGGGCAUGUUCUGGGUAUGUAUGUCUCGGGAUUUGCAGCCGUUUAGACCGGUUCCUAAGGUAAAAGCUUUCUUGGCCCAUUGACUGUAGCACUCGCCGAUUGCUUACACUUAUACUCCAAUCAGUUCCUUUGUGUAAAGCUUAUUAUCUUUGCGUCUUAUUGGCAAGGAUUCUUCCUAUCCAUCCUCGUGUGGUUAGGGGUGAUUCAUGAUGUUGGAUACUACACUCCUGACAAUAUUGCCCGUGCAAUCCAAGAUGUCUUGAUAUGUUUUGAACUCCCAGGGUUUGCUAUAGCUCACUGGUAUGCGUUUUCAUGGAAAGAUUACGCGGAUCACACAAUCUCGGCUGCCAGGCUCACCGUCUACUUUGCCUUCCGUGACGCAUUUGGCAUUCGUGAUCUCAUCGAAGAUUCGAAAGCCACUUUUGGCGGUAAAGGGUAUGAAUACCGCCUCUUUGACCCCGGUGAAAACGUAUUGGCACAUCCAGAAUCCGGUGCACGAGUGGCAAGAAUGAUGGAUGGUCUUAGGUACGAAAGAGGCGGCAAGGGCAAGUAUUGGAUCCCUAAGCCCACGGCCAGAACCGGUUUGCUUGGCGCCCCUGGCCCGAGCGAUCGCUCGAGGAGUAUCAGUGCCGGGGAAGUAGAGCGAGGGGAUAACAGGAAGUGGAGAGGAGGAGACUAUGGUGCACUCCAAGAAACAGAGAUUGACGAAGAUGAUGAGAACCUCUAUGAUGCUGCAAGGAAACUGGAAUAUGGCGACUAUAACGUACAUAUUAAUCCCUACCCUUUCACUCCACGCUUACGUCACUAAAACCCCGGUUCAUCUAGUAUCCGGUAAUCACUGCGCAUGAGCCAUGGAGAAACCAUCGUUGCCGUUAUACGCCUUUCCCUUCUGGCCCAGCCGUCACAACGACCGCAACGAAUCAAGUUCUGUUACGGCCGAAAUUGAACACCAGAGGUCCGAAACACCAUUCUGGAAAAGGGAAAGGUGUUGAGUCUCCAUCAAAAGCCCCUUUGUUGAACCGUAACAAAUCGGCAUCAUCCUCUUCCACAAACUUUUCCGAUAGAAGCGGACUAGUGGAUUUGGUAGUGGAAGACACGGAGGCUGAAGAAAUUGAAAGAGUAAGGGCAAGGAAAGAAGGAGGUCCAGGCUGGAACGAGACCGAACAAAAGAGAUAUGUCAGGGUAUAUCCAGACGAGCAUAUGGGCGAGGAGAUAAGAGAGGGCUUCGCCCCCCACAAUACCUCAAUGACUGGCCUGGAAAAAAGUGAUAAAAGGAAGGACAGGCUUGAAAUCGGAGACGACGAGGACGAAGAGGAGGAAGCUAGUGCGAGAGAGGACAGAGGCUUCAGAGCCGAAUUGCCGGAUGAGGGGCAGGGUGUAUGGAAAGAUAGUAAUAUUGGUGGAGAUGCUGUGUCCCGGAGCUACGGGAGCAUGCGAGAGGAGAGAAAUAUAUGGGGGCGACCCGACUGGAGGGGGGGGGGGGGGGAUUCGGUGGGUAUAUAUUUCGCUUAG